UUUUACUGCAGAACUGUUCUGUGUUCAGCCAAAUCCAGCGCUCUGACCUGAAAUGAAGUGCAUUGUUUAGUUUUGUUGUGGAAAUGGUUACCUGGUAAUUACCAAUAUGAGCAGAUGAAUGGACUGUAAUUAAUGACAUUUUGAGCGCUACAUCCCUAUAAAAAUGAAUGGAAGAACAUGUAAUAGAAGCCACCAGACAUCAGGUACACCACAGAGUCCUGGCAUGAUCAAUGGACAGCAUAUUCCCCUUAUCAGGGUACAUUCAGGUACACCAUGCCCUCUUUCCAACAGAGCAACACCUAGUCCUGCAACUGGAAAUGUAUCCAAUAAUGCCCUUGUAAAAAUACCACUGAGCUAUACACCUCAUUCUGGGACAGUUCCUCAGAUCAGCAUAAGUGAAAACACCAUUCAUCUUCCAGCUUUAAGCCUGAGGAGACAAGUGGUGAUUAAUGGGAAACCCACCUUCCCAGUUCCACAGCCACCAGCACCUCCAAAAGCUUGUGACUUUGGGAGCAGCUUCCUGAACAAUGAAAUUAAAGGAAGCCUUGGCUAUGGCCCACAGUGCAAAGCCAUUGGGAAAAGCAGCUGCAACAACUUAGUGGUCACAAACAGCCCCAUGAUGGUCCAAAGAUUAGGGCCUAUUUCUCCUGUUUCCAGCCAGGUGACAGCUACAGGAAAUGACCUCAGCGCCAGCCUCCAGCAGCCCAUGAAUUCUUCCAAUCUUGUCAUCCCACACUCAGGUGCAAGGUCCCUCUUGUCACGUGAGUCAUUGGCCUCAACUACUCUGAGCCUCACUGAAAGCCAGUCAACCUUGAGUGUAAAACAGGAGUGGCCUCAUCGCUACCGGAUCCUUCCCUCCCUACCUUUGCAAAAUGGCAAUAACAAUGAAAAUGAACUGGGGGAGAUACUGAGCAUCCCUCCAGGGACCGCUGUGUCCAACACUAGUGUUGCCAACUCCCUGCCCUCCUACCUCUUUGGGGGAGACAGCCCCCAGCAUUCAGCCUGGUCUCAGACAGCCCGUUCUAAGAAAAGGGCACUCUCCCUGUCUCCACUGUCAGACGGAAUUGGCAUUGAUUUUAACACAAUCAUCCGCACAUCCCCCACCUCAUUGGUAGCGUACAUCAACGGUUCCAGGGGCUCACCUGCCAAUGUCUCUCCACAGCCAGAAGUUUAUGGGCACUUUCUAGGGGUAAGGGGCAGCUGCAUUCCCCAGGCUUCUUUAAACCCAGGCUCCCAAAGGCAUUUGCAGUUGGCCAAUAGUGUUCCCCAACUGCAACCCUACAGUGAGCAGCCUGAAGCUGAAUACCAGAGGAUGCAGCAGCUAGAGCAGGGUAACCUUCAGUACACUGCUAUGAACAACAUGGUUGUCCAACAAGGAAUUCCCGUUAUUGAAAGUAAGCCUCUUGGCUCAGUGUUUAAGAGUGAGCAAAUGGACACCUUCUCACACAUUACCCCCACUAUGGACAUGUCUGCACCCCCUCAGGGCUCCCCACCCCCUUACCAUUCCCACCAACACUUGCAACCCAAUGAGGUCUUAAAACAACAUUCACACCAUCACCCCAACCAUCUUUACCAUGGCCUACCUUCCUCUCAGCUGUUGGAAGAAGAUGGGGAGCUGGACGACUUCAAUGGUAAGCACUGUUGCCGGUGGAUAGACUGCAGUGCUGUAUAUGACCAGCAGGAGGAGAUGGUCAGACACAUUGAGAAGGUGCAUAUUGACCAGCGGAAAGGGGAGGACUUUACCUGCUUCUGGGCUGGCUGCCCUCGAAGAUACAAGUCUUUUAAUGCCCGCUACAAGCUGUUGAUACACAUGAGGGUGCAUUCUGGAGAAAAGCCAAACAAUUGCACGUUUGAAGGCUGCAAGAAAGCAUUUUCCAGGUUAGAAAACCUCAAGAUACACCUCCGGAGCCACACGGGAGAGAAACCCUACCUCUGUCAACAUCUUGGCUGUCAAAAGGCCUUCAGCAAUUCCAGUGAUCGAGCAAAACAUCAGAGAACUCAUCUGGACACAAAACCCUAUGCAUGUCAGAUUCCUGGCUGUACUAAGCGGUACACUGAUCCAAGCUCCUUGCGAAAACAUGUAAAGGCACAUUCCUCCAAAGAGCAAGCCAGAAAAAAGGUAAGCACUCCCAUCAAGCCUAGUGCCUUACUGAAGCCUCUGUAUAACACUAUGAAUUAUGCCCCUGCAGGCAUGCUCUCGAGCACCCAGUCAAGUCGAAGUGGAACCGCAACAAGUGCUGCCCCACCUCCUCACCCGUUGCCACUGCAGGGUAGCCCACACCAUGCCCACAGCCAGUUACCACAGAUCUCAGCGGCGGAUGACGGAAGCAAAAGCAGGUUUACAGCCCCAUCUCCUCAUCACACCAGCCCAAGGAGAAUCCCUGCUCCCCCUUUCAUGAUGCAGAGGAGGACCCCACAGCCGCCCCACAUCCAGCAGAACUCGCAGCCUUGCCUGAAACCCUACCAGACAAAUGCUCCAGUGCAGCCUAGUGGCAUCCAUGUUCAAGGUUUUUAUGGGCAGUUACAGACAUUUUAUCCUCCUUCAUACAGUGAAGCACCAAGGACCAUGCAGAACCAAGUUUCUCGUCACAUGAUGUCUGUACCCCCAUUUGAGGAUUGUCUAUUUCCCACAUCUAUGGGCCAGGCAGGAUUAGAUGUUUUCCAUAGAGCACUGUCAGCUCAUUCUGGUAUCACAGUGUAUGACCUUUCCUCAGCUUCACAAGGAAUCUUUGGAGAAUCUGUGCGAAAUGUUGCCGAGGACCCCGGCUUCCACCAAAUGAAUGCUGUAGACCGGUGUCCCAGUCAGCUUUCUUCUAUUUACACUGAAGGAUAGUAAUAGUAUGCCAUUUACUACUCCAAUUCUGAUCCAACACCUAAACUAACAGGUUUUCAUAAGAAGAGAGAACUUUGAACCGUAAAGAUUAUGAACACCUGCCAGUAUGCACUAAAUUGGAAUUGUGUGAUUUGUAAUUCAAGUGAAUAGAAAAAGGUUGCAAUUGUCUACAUAAUGCUUUUCUUGAGAUUACUAAAAGGUAAUACAAUGAUUGCAUCAAUUGUGUCUUCUUAAAAUUCCACAACAAUUAUUCUAUUGAAUAUCUAUCUUUCUGUCUGUGUGGUGCUUUCAAAGGGAAGAGAUUUUUUAUUAUUAAAAUAGAGAAUGGCAGGGGAACCCCAAGUGUCUCAUUAAAGCUCUGCCGCUGGGAGCACGGGAUGAGUCACACAGCUUGGACGGCGCUGGUUCACGUUCAGGCUAUGCAGAGGCCAAACUUUGCUGGGGACCUCAAAGGGGGUUUCACAUUGGCUCUGACACUCCCAGAGGGCCUCCUUCUCCUCAUUGUGCAACAGCAAACCCUAAUGGCCAGGCAAUGAGCACAUUCAGAGUGGAUAAAAAUCAGGGCUGAUCUCUAUUCUCUGGGAUCGGUAGUCUGUCCACAUCUGCUCUGGAUUGCUUGCCGUAAAAGCGAUUCUGGCUUUAGGCUUGCGAGAUCGGAGGAUGCUCACACGCCCUCAGAACAUCUGAGAAAAAAAUAUAAUUGGACAUUCCAACCUGCGGGGAAAAUAAAAUCCAGAUGACAUAAAGAGGUUACAGGUUACACUGUAGACAACAUUUUAAAGACAAAUGUGGCUUUCAAUAUCAAUAUUAUCUUUGCUUGCAGUACAAAAAAAGUGAAAACACAAACAUCUCACAUGCUCAGCAAACUGUAGUCAAGUGCCUUAUUACAGACAUAAACUAUUAUAACCAAAAUACUCGUGCUAGAUUGCCCUAUACAAUGUAUUUACAUAAUUCGAGUUACAAUACAGUUUCUUAUGCAUGUGUUGCUCAUUGAAGUACAACUUUAAUAUAUUUAAUAUGUAUAGAUAUUUACUGCAGUGCUCUGUAUGGUAUUCUGUAUAAGGUGCAUCGAGUGCACAAGGACAUAACCGCAGGUCGAGGUUUUAUAACUAUUGUUUGAAAUUAAAAUUUUUAUUUAAGCAUUUUACCACCGCAUGACAUUAAAUUAUUUAUAUAACCUAAGAAUGAGUGCAGUGGUAAAAUACAGAUUUCAGGAAAUUGAAAACUUUCAGCAGUUUAAUGUGUGUAUUAUCAG
Molecule: messenger RNA, 4088 nt
Organism: Polyodon spathula (Mississippi paddlefish)
Lineage: Eukaryota; Metazoa; Chordata; Actinopteri; Acipenseriformes; Polyodontidae
Product: zinc finger protein GLIS3-like
Exons: 11
Coding region: 164-2833 (889 amino acids)
Biological process (GO): regulation of transcription by RNA polymerase II
Cellular component (GO): nucleus
Molecular function (GO): DNA-binding transcription factor activity, RNA polymerase II-specific; RNA polymerase II cis-regulatory region sequence-specific DNA binding
Source: RefSeq, a predicted model, not a curated record